Labrus mixtus (cuckoo wrasse) is the source of this 6153-nucleotide messenger RNA. RefSeq names its product testis expressed 2 (gene tex2). Gene Ontology annotation, molecular function: lipid binding. The transcript has 14 exons. The record is from RefSeq and is a predicted model, not a curated record. Lineage: Eukaryota; Metazoa; Chordata; Actinopteri; Labriformes; Labridae. Gene Ontology annotation, cellular component: endoplasmic reticulum. The coding region runs from base 955 to 4551 and encodes 1198 amino acids.
UGUCCAAGCGAAUAAAAUCUAAUUUAACGAGCCGAAAUUCGGAUGCAUCUUCCGGCUAACCAGAACCACAGAGCAACCCGGUGGAUCAGAACCAGGGGUAGCUUCCUUUGAGGGCGUUUAGUUUUUUAUUUGCAACAUGGCGUGUUGUGGAUCAGGUUAAAUAAAGCGUAUAAUGUUCUGUAGAUGUUUGUGCACCCCUUGCUGAUGUAGAAGCAGGGCUCUUGGUUGUGUUUGUGGAGGGAAAUCCACCUCUGAUAGGCACACUGCGACGCCGUGACGCAACUCAACCUCCUCCGCUGCUGCUGCUGCUGCAACACAAUCUAAUAUGAAGCAACGUCAAAACGCCGACGACAGGAUGCUCCGUUUACUUCUUCUUUUUUCACCUUCUGGGUGUUAACAGCGUUUAGAUGGAGGAGGAGGGGGUGUGGCGCUGACCAUCUCCCAUUCACCAAAACAACACACGCCCAGGGAGCUCGUGCAUCUGUGGCGUGGAACUAACAGAAGAAGAACGGCGCCGUGGUGGGGGAGCAGGUAUCAGGACCAGUCUGCUCCGGAGUCUCACUGGGUGCUCACAGGGCCAGCCAGACAGCGAACCAGCCAGCCAGCCAGCCAGCCCCUCGGCAUCCCUCCGCAGGCUCUCCGCGCAGUAGGAUCCUCGUCGUUACGCAGAUUCUAAGCUCUGGAUGCAGAGAGAACCAGCGGCCCUGCACACAAAGAUGCGAUGACUACGCAGGCCACGGCAUCACAGCCCCACAAGAAGACAUCGAUCUCUGAGACCUUCAUCUCCGUGUCACCUAAUUACACCAGAUCCCCUCUUUACUCCCUUUAUUCCAGGGCAUGUUAGCACCAUGAUCCAUGGCGGUGGCGUUCAGUGUGUGUCAGUGCAGGUUGUGUUACGAGAGGAGAUUGAAUGCCUCUAACAUCUCAAGGCUGUGAGCCCUGUGCAGGGUGGUGAUGAGCACUCAGGGCAGCAGCAGCAGCAGGGGAAGUGGCCAGCAUGCCGACACUACUCCCCCUCGUCAGGCCCCCGGACCCAAGCUGCAGGUGCAGCGCUCCCUCUCCCGCGACACCAUCACCAUCCACUUCUCGGCUCUGGGGAAGGAGGAAGACGACGAGGACGAGGAGCUGUACGGGGUUUCUCUUGGGUCUGAUGGAGCUAAACCUGGGCUUGACGUUGCAGGGGGACCUCGAGGUCUAGAAGCUUCGGGGGCGGAUGAGCAGUCUGUCGCCUCGGCCUUGGAGGCAAAGGAGGAGCUGCUGUUUGAGGCUGCGGGUGGGGAUACAUCCUCGGGGGCUGCUGUGCUCCCCGUCUUAUCCACCACCCUGUCUGUUCAGUCUUCAGACCUGCUACCACACAUGCCUUCUCCAGCCAUGACGAUCACUCCCUCCUCCACCCACUCCCAUCUGAGCUCCAACCCUCCCGCCAGCUCCUCUUGGCCCUCCGAUCGACCCUCAGCAAACCCCCCCUGCACAAACUCCGGCUCCUCCUCCCCUUGCAAGUCCGCGGCGCUGCCCUCCUCCAAGCCGUUCCUCAGCCUGGUCCGGUCUCUGUCCAACGACGUCGAGACUCGAGAAAGCACUCCCGCGCCUGCUGCAAACGCGCCGCCUCACACGAGGCACCGUCACUUAAUGAAAUCCUUCGUCAAGUCCCUUUCCACGGACCCGUCGAAGGCUGAGCAUCAGGAUGUGCCUCUCCAUCACUAUCACAACCAACCUCCUCAUCAGCCGCAUCAAGCCCAGCCAUCGCAGCGGGCGCCGCCUCGCAACAUGCAGCUCUUCAAACAGUUCUCCCAGCCUCGCCUGUCCUCCUGCCCUGUUGUUGUCCAUCAGGCAGGAGGAGACUCCAAGACCGCCCCGUCUUCCCCCAUCAUGUCCCCGGACGGGAGGUCUUUCUUCAAGGUCCAAGAGGUGGAGGCAAGGAUAGAGGAUACUAAGCGGCGGCUGUCGGAGGUGAUGUCGGACCCCUUGCAGCUUUUUAGUAAAAUCAUGGGGGAUGAGUCCGGCAUGGGGGCCGGUGUAAGCGGCGCUCACAGGGCUAAAUUUCUGUCCUCGAGUGCGUCCGAGCUCAGCGGAGGCGCUGCUGUGAACGGACACGCAGAAAGUAACAACAACUACAGCAUCAAGGAGGAGGAAGGCGCAGAGGGCGAGGAGGACGAGGAGGAAACCCCGACAGGGAAGGGUCCCGACUCUGUUUUUUUCUCCUUCCCGUCGCUGGCGCCCGCCCCAGUCCUCAACCAGACCUCCUCGUCCACGUUCCCCAAGUCUCCAUCUCUCACCCUGGGCCGAUGCUCCAUGUCGGCGCUGGUGGCUCGACAGGAAGACGAGGACUUCUGUGAGCUGUACAGCGAAGACUUUGACAUUUGUACGGACACAGAAACACCAGACGCGGAUCGUCCGGGGUCCCGGCAGCCUCGCGCUGGUAGCACAGGGUUGUGUAGUGAACUGGACACAGAGGAGGAGGAGGAGGAGGAGGAGGAGGAGGAGGAAGUGGACGAGGACUUAGAGACUGUACCUGUGACUGGCCUCAUCCUCCUCACACAGUUGGUGUACUGGUAUUUGCUCCUCCCAGUGCCUCCAUAUGUUUGUGCAGUGGUGCAUGGGAUAGUAGCUGGCUUCAUGAUACUUUUGCUGAUCCUUUGGACGUCCUCUUCUCGUGGCUCGCCGCUGGUGACUAGAAGAUGGAGGCGAAGGAUAGAGCAGUGGAACGUGGCCCAGCUGGACAUCAAAGAGCCGGGGAUAUUCAAGGGCUGGAUGAAUGAGAUCCACAGCUACAACCCGGAGAUGUACCACGCCACCCUCACCCACUCUGUUUACGUCCGCCUCGAGGGCUCCGUCCUGCGUCUGUCCAAGCCCAACAGGAACAUCUCCCGCCGCGCCACGCACAACGAGCCCAAACCUGACGUCACCUACAUCAGCCAGAAGAUCUAUGACCUCACUGACAGCAAGAUCCAGCUGGUGCCUCAGAGCUUGGCCAGGAAGAGAGUUUGGAACAAGAAGUACCCAAUUUGCAUCGAGCUGGCCAAGCAGGAGGACUUCAUGUCCAAAGCCCAGGGAGAGAAGCCCGAAGCUGCGGAGGAAAAAUCCUCGGGUGUGGGCGAGAAGCUAGAGCGAACAGACAAAUGCGAGAAAGUUGAAGGAGCAGGAGCAGCAGAGGAACCCAAAAGGCCAACCUCUGGAGGGGGGGAUCUGACAAUCUACCUGUUUGGGAGGACCGGUCGGGAAAAGGAGGAGUGGUUUAGGAGGUUUCUUGUGGCAUCCAGGAUGAAGUCAGAGGGGAGAAGCGGCAGUCUGCCUGGCAUCUGCAAGAGUGCCUUCUUGCCCUCCCACAGCCGCAGCAGCAGCACCCAGUCUGCCGGCGGAGGCCUGGAGGCCGACAGCAGGAGCAGCAGCCGGGGGAGCCUGGAGGAGUUGCCUCAGCCCCGCCUGUCCUGUUCCUCCGCUGGAGGCAUGAGGCAGAAGAUGCUGUUGGACUAUAACGUGUACAUGGCCAAAUAUGUCAACCCCCAAGCACCACAGAGAAGCCCGACUGCCACCGACAGCCCCGGGAACAGCCCUGAGAGCAGCCCCAAAACUACCAAAAAGUUAUGCAGGAGUUCAGAGGAGCCUGCGGAGCCUGAGGCCUGGGUCAAUGCUUUUCUAGGAAGGAUAUUCUGGGACUUCCUGGGAGAGAAGUACUGGGCCAAUGUGGUCUCCAAAAAGAUCCAAAUGAAGCUCAGUAAGAUCCGGUUGCCGUAUGUGAUGAAUGAGCUGACUCUGACAGAGCUGGACAUGGGCUUCUCUACUCCAAAGAUUCUCCAUGCCUCUAAACCUUCUGUGGACCACCAAGGUCUGUGGUUCGAUCUGGAGGUCUCCUACACAGGCUCCUUCCUCAUGACGUUAGAGACAAAGAUGAACCUGGCCCGUCUGGGGAAGGAGGGCGAGGGGCUCGGGGAGCAUGGGAAGGAGUGGCCCAGGCCGCGGACAUACUGCCUGGCAGACAGCGAUGAGGAAUCGUCUAGUGCUGGCUCGUCGGAUGAGGAGGAUCCCCCUGAACUCCUCAGCGACAAAGCCAUUCCUCUUGGAGGCGAGGGCUAUAUGGGAGGCCACAGGCCCAGCAAGAUCAUGCGCUUUGUGGACAAGAUAGCCAAGUCCAAGUACUUCCAGAAGGCCACAGAGACGGAGUUCAUUAAGAAGAAGAUGGAGGAGGUGUCCAACACGCCCCUGCUGCUCACUGUGGAGGUGCAGGAAUGCCGCGGGACGCUGGCAGUCAACAUCCCACCUCCUCCCACGGACAGGAUAUGGUAUGGUUUCCGGAGUCCGCCUCACCUGGAGCUAAAAGCACGGCCUAAACUGGGAGAGAGGGAGGUCACUCUGGUUCAUGUGACGGACUGGAUUGAGAAGAAACUGGACCAGGAGUUUCAGAAAAUAUUUGUGAUGCCAAACAUGGAUGACAUCUGGCUACCCAUAAUGCACUCUGCCAUGGACACGCGCUCAAAUGCCAAUUUGCUUACUGUGACAGACGAUGCCUUGAAGGACCCAGACCCCGAGGACUCUGAGGUCUCGGACAUGUGAAGUGUUUAAUGACGGGACAUGUUAUCGUCAUGGCAAUAGGACAGACUCCUACGAGGUCGAUGCACCAGCCUGUGGCGAAUCCUGAUGUGCGUAACAAAACUGGAGGUGUCAGCGAGCGUGUUCAUUUUUUUGAAAAUGGAAGAGAAACGUGACUCCUUCAUUGUCAUACAAUCACACAGAGCUGUCUGUGUGACGUCAAACAUUUUGCUUCGUUUUCCAAUGACGUACAUACAUGGAGCAUGUCGAGACUGUUUAACAAAAGGUGUGUGUUGGUGGAUCGACAAAUAGCCAUCAAAUUCAACCAGAAGAACCAUAAUACCUGUGAUGUACAGCUGCACCAAACUGUGGAGGUUACAGUGUCAGCUGUUAGUGCAGCCUUUCUUAUUGGAGUCGUUGCUAAAACUCUGGGAAGACUUUGAGGCUACUAAUGAGAUCAGGUAUGAAUCUGCUGGAAGCCCCUGCAUCGACUGAUACAAUCUCACAGGGAUACCAAGACUCAUUCGCGCCCCCCCCCCCACCCGCCCCCAUCCACACUGCUGCCUGUGCCAGCCGCCUUUAUGCAAACACAACAGCAAAGUGUCCACCGCAGACACAUGGUCAGUUUAAAUCCACUACAGACACUGAUCAAAACACACAACCUGUGUGCUUUGCAUAGUGUGAUUGGGUUUACAUCCAACACUGACCGUAAAGGGGUGAGAAGAUAAAAAAACAUAUCUGCAUACACAGCAGCUCAACCUCGCCUAGGUCUGAUGAAUGUAUAAACAGGAUCGCAGCUCCCGAAGCUGUGCGAAACUACAGCUCAUUCACUGACGACGUGCUUCUACGCAACACGCUUCAACUUUUCUUUUCGUGUCAUAUUCAGAGUCGAGCAAAAGUAAUAAUUGUACUUUUUUUUUUAAAUUGUCAAAGCAAUCUUUCAGUCCUGUUUGAAGGCUUUUUAAUGAGGUAAAAGGUGACAAAUAAGCAAUCGGUUAAUUAUCUUGUGUUCUGUGUUAGCAAGUAUGGAUUAUUGUAGCUGGAUUUUCAAAAUAAAAGAGGUAUUUUCAGCAGGGAGUGAUGAUUGCUUUGGAGACAUGGUAAGAAAAAAGUGGGAGACACACUUCCUGUUUGAUUUGAACAAUACUGGAGAUUAGCCAUAUUAUUUACUGUUGUUGACAGACAUCCAGCUAAUGAAUGCUUGUUUUUGCAGAAUUAUUUGAUUCCAUGUUCUUUCUGUACUGUACACCUAUAAAUCAAAAUUUAAAAAAAAAAAACAGCUGUAGUUAUCUGCCAAGACACCUGGCUGCUUUACAGGCGACUAUUAUUUGAUGUUUUGCGUUCAAAUGUGUGUGUUGGCAAAGUGUAUGAGGCAGAAAGUGCCUUUAAAAAUAAUUAAACAUUCCUCCAUAGUGCGCCGCCACAUCUGUUGCAUCAGUUUAGGAGAAGAGAGAAAGGUGUUGUGCCAUUAGUCUGUCGAAGACAUGCCCUGUUUUCUCAAGGUAUCGGUGUUGUUCAUUUGCACAGUGAUGAAAAUAUGAAACAUUGCUGUUGUGUUCAGUGAUGUCACAGAAUGUUUAUGGUUCUGAUCAUUGUGGAUCAAUAAAACCUUUUGCUUGAAAAUAA